Messenger RNA from Paramisgurnus dabryanus, 837 nucleotides. NCBI's taxonomy places the organism in Eukaryota, Metazoa, Chordata, Actinopteri, Cypriniformes, Cobitidae. The record is from RefSeq and is a predicted model, not a curated record.
UAUGUGGCCUUUUGUCGAACUCUUAAAAAUGAAACACAUUUCCGGUCCGUUGCAUGAAAUAUGUCCGUCUGAAGAGAUUUUAAAACAUUAAUCUGACGGUCAGUCAGUUUCAUGCGCUUAUUUUACUGAUAAAAAAUGUCCUCGACUCCAUCGCCGCACAACCGGAGCAGAAGCGAGGAUGAAGAUGAUCCAGUGGAUCAGAUGAUCGCCCGGACCGGCUGCGCGGAACUGCAUUACUCGCUGCAGGAGUGCAUGGCAGAGAAACAGGACUGGAGGAAAUGUCAGACUCUUGUUCAGAGGUUUAAAGAGUGCAUGUCCACCUACCAAAACACUCGCAAAGAGCAGCUACUUAAACAGAGAGCCUCAAACUCACAAUCUUCAUGAUGCAAAGAUUUCUUUACAGUAAAAUUUGAAAGGACAUCGCUGAUAUCUCAGUUUCUUUUCAAAUACGUUCAUUGUUUUGUAGCAGCACUGGUUGUUAUUGCCUAAAUUAUGUACAAUAUAUUAAAAACAUGAAUAUUUCAUAAUAUAUCAUUGGAAUUUCAAAGUACAGAUUAAUUUUCGAGCUGGGGUGUAUUAUACUUCUUUUAAAAAGCUUUGUAAAGGCCACCAUAAACUUAUCUGUCAUGAAUAAGUAGAUUAUAGGGUUAAGCAUUGGAGGAAGGGCAGAGGUCAAUGAGAGAUUAAUAAUCCUAUAGUGUUUGUUUUCACAACUGCUAUAAAGCCUAUGUCAGACAGACAUGCAUAUAAAGCUCUUUGACAGUCUUGUGAUUCUGUAUAAUGUCGCAGCUAUGCAAGUAUAUAAAAAGACAAUAAAGCAUCUGUAUUCAUCACAAA